AUGGCCACACACUACUCCGCUGGCGCCUCAGCGGCCUCGGGUGUCCUGGCGGCUGAGCUACGCUGCGACAGACAAGCCGAGACGGGCAGAUCGGCAGAUCGGGACCUUCCGGUCACCACCAACAGGUCUGAGACUCGCCCCGAGCCGAAGGAGGAGGCUGAUUCGGAGUCCGAUUUGGAGCCAAAGGUCAUUUUUCGACGAAGGAACACCCAGACCCGGGUUGGUCCAGCUAGAGGUGGUGCAGAGUUUGGAUUCGGCUUCUCCAUCCGGGUUGCUGGGAGGGUUGCGCCGGUUGAGCUGUUUGCCCAGCUCAACGAGGCUCAUGCAGUGCUCAGCUCCGAAAAGCGCUGGGCCUACGACCGGCAGCUGCUUUCGGCAGAGAAGGUGGAGCCGGAGGAGGCCACGGCUGUGGGACCCAAACCCGAUUUGGCAGAUGCUGACUUCGACUUCACCGGUGAUGGGAGGCCCUUCCGCUCCUGUAAGGGUCGGGCGGCCCGUGUGGCCAAGUCCUGCGGCAGUCGAGAGAAGGCAGUCUCCGACUGCGGCAGUCGGAGGGGUGGGCCAAAGCCCUAUGGAGCUGGCCGAUUGCAAGGGGGCCUCUUGGAGCAGGGAUCGCCCCGCGUCGUACGUCAGGUGAUUCGCCAUGUGGGCCCCAUGACGCCCUUGGGCGGUCUCGGGGAGCUCGAGGCCGAGGGGGCACAGAGGAGCGGUGCUUCACGGACUGGGUGUGGACAUCCGAAAUGCUCAGCACAUCGCCUGAAAUACCCCGAGGCCGACCGCGCAACGAGCGAAGAGAUAUUCGGGCUGGCUUUCGUGAUUUCAUCGCCGGGGGCCCCUGGAAGAUGUGCGGUGGAGCAGGUCUCCAAGGUCCGCGAUGCCCUGCGCACGCAGACGGUGUGGUGGGGACCGGAAGGCGUGAUCUUGGCCCUAUUCGACGUCGACGGAACCUUGACGGAGGCCAGGAAGGUGGUCUCGCCUGAGACGGUGAGUUUCCUGCAGGCACUGCGGAAUAAGAUUUGCGUUGGCGUUGUUGGAGGCUCCGACCUGGUGAAGCAAAAGGAGCAGCUGGGCGACAGCCCAGCCUUGUUUGACUACGCCUUCUCAGAGAAUGGACUUCUUGCAUUCAAGGAUGGUCAGAAGAUCGGCGAGACUUCGAUCGUUCAACAUUUGGGAGAGGCGAACCUGAAAAAGGUCAUCAACUGGGCCUUGAGGUACAUCGCAGACUUAGACAUCCCAGUGAAGCGUGGCACGUUCGUGGAGUUCCGCCAGGGUAUGCUGAAUUUGUCUCCCAUCGGCCGGAACUGCAGCCGAGAAGAGCGAAAUGAGUUUGAGAAGUUUGAUUUGGCCAGCAACAUCCGAAAGACCAUGGUGGAGAAGAUGAAGGUGGAAUUUGCGGACCUGGGGUUGACCUUCUCCAUCGGUGGCCAGAUCUCCUUCGACGUCUUUCCCACCGGCUGGGACAAGACAUACUGCUUGCGGUAUCUGCCGGAGGCAGACUUCGAUGAAAUCCAUUUUUUCGGCGACAAGACCUUUGAAGGCGGCAAUGAUUUCGAGAUUUUUACACACCCACGAACCAUUGGCCACAGCAUCGAUGAUCAACAACCUUUGACAACUCUGAAAAAGCUCGAAGAGCUUUUUGGCGUCCCGGCGCCCAAGUCCUUGACUCCGCCCGGCGCGCACUGA
Durusdinium trenchii is the source of this 1683-nucleotide messenger RNA. NCBI's taxonomy places the organism in Eukaryota, Dinophyceae, Suessiales, Symbiodiniaceae. The record is from the annotation of a GenBank genome assembly.